Molecule: messenger RNA, 1727 nt
Organism: Lolium rigidum
Lineage: Eukaryota; Viridiplantae; Streptophyta; Magnoliopsida; Poales; Poaceae
Product: E3 ubiquitin-protein ligase At1g12760-like
Exons: 5
Coding region: 303-1523 (406 amino acids)
Source: RefSeq, a predicted model, not a curated record
GGAAAUUGUUAAUUUUGGGCAGGAGAAGGCGAUAGGAGGAGGAGGAGGAACAGGAGGAAGCUAGCUCCAAGCUUCGGUUCCUGCCCUGCCCUGCCUGCCUGGUACACCAAAAGUGGCAUGCAGGUGGAAGUGUAGAGGGCAAAACUCAUCUGUUCAGAGUGUAAGAAAGAUAUAGAAUUUGGUUGAGAACAACUGCAUGCCAAGGAAAGUGUCGAGCUAAGGUGCUGACUGAGUUCCAGUUCACAGCCGUUCUUCAUAUCGAAUCACAGGGUGAAGGUGCAACAAAUUACCAUCCAUCACUGAUGGAUCACCAUGUAAAUGUCACUCGUAAUGAUCACACUAUCGACAUACCAAGGAAUGAUCUCACGUCACCGUCAACAUCUCAUCCGCACAAUCACACUGACUUGGAUGAGUUGAACCGCAACAGGGGUCCUCCAAAUGAAGUUCCUCCUGUCCCAGAAAUUUCUGGCACAACGGGGUUUCCUGACUUUCGAAGCGCAUCUUUCACGAGAAGGGAUCAAGGCAAUCGUCAGCAGAAUCCUCUGAAUUCUGGCCUAUGGAUCUCAAUCGAGCUUAUCGUAAACCUUGGUCAGAUUAUAGCAGCGGUUACAGUGCUGUCGGUAUCAAAGAAUGAGCACCCACAGGCUCCACUAUUUGAGUGGGUUGUUGGUUAUAUAAUAGGUUGUGUUGUUACUAUUCCCCAUCUAUAUUGGCGCUAUCUCCAUCGCAACUGCCAGACCAUCGAGCAGGAACCAGCAGCCCAGGGUUCCUCUCAAAGGAACAUAUCCGAGUCUGAUUCUUUUGCAGCAAUUUCAGCUGCUCACGCAGCAGAAGCUGUGAACGAAAAUAAUAGUACUGGAGUCUCGAGAAAUAAUUUCCCGAUUGCAAGUCCAAGGGUCUACGCAUUAGUUGCCUGCUUGAAGUUGGCUCUGGAUUGUUUCUUUGCUGUGUGGUUUGUUGUGGGGAAUGUGUGGAUAUUUGGUGGCCGCUCUAAUGUCCAUGACGCUCCUAACUUGUACAGGCUGUGUAUAGUGUUCCUUGCGUUCGGCUUCAUUGGCUACGCAUUGCCUUUCAUCCUCUGCACGAUGAUAUGCUGCUGCCUACCCUGCAUAAUCUCCAUGGUAGGCUUCCACGAGGAUUUGGAUCUUAACAAAGGUGCCACCACAGAGGUAAUCAACGCGUUAGUGGCGUACAAGUACAAGUCGAUGAGGAUUCGGGAUGGAGAUGUGGGGGAAGAUAAUGGCGGAGUCCUGGCGGCUGGAACUGAGAAGGAGCGAACUGUUUCUGCGGAAGACGCUGUUUGCUGCAUCUGUUUAUCGAGGUUCUCGAACAACGAAGAUCUACGAGAGCUUCCGUGCGGGCACGUCUUCCACAUGGAAUGCAUCGACAAAUGGCUCAAGAUCAACGCGCUGUGCCCUCUUUGCAAGUCCGAGCUAGGCGGCUCAAAGGAUUCUCCUGACACUAGCUCCGAGGGCCAUCCACACGUCAACAGAGUAGGAGACGACGUGGAGUCACAGCGAUAGCUGUUCUUCUGCUUCCUGCCCUGAACCUGACGAGGAUGAGGAUGGAACACGCCCUUUCAUGUGGCAUCUGAAUUUACAUGAAAAACAACAAGUAGGAGGACAUGACAAGUCCAUUUUUUCGUGACGGAAUUGUCUCGUACAUAUUGUAUAUACACACACACCUGAUAGCUAGCGACGACAAUGUUUUAUAAAAUGUGGCAUUGA